AAUUCCCUUGUAGACCGCGAGACAUCAUCACUCGCCGACCCAACGCGCGUCGCUCUGGUUGGCUCGCACUUCCGUCCGUAAUCGUGUGUCCGUAACCGUAACCGUAACCGUAUAUCCGUAUUUCCUCACCCCUCGCGGACAUGGACACCACGGCUGCCAUGGUGGCGCACAUGGCUCCUGACAAGGACACCAGUGCCGAGCAACUGGCCGCGCUGAUAGACAGCCAUUUGGGUGAUCUGCGCGAGGAGGAGCCCAACUGGACCAUUAACUCCUCAAAGGUGGCCGGCCGGGGGGUGUUCGCCACCCGGAACAUUGCCGCCGGCGAGCUGAUCUUCCGGGAACGGGCGCUCGUCACCGGACCCACAGCCCGCAAGGGGCAGCUCAGUUCGUGCGUCUGCUGCCACCAGAUGCUGCCACAGAGUGGCUUCCUGUGUCGCCACCGCUGCACCUUGCCCGUCUGUGCCGCCUGCUCGGAUGCGGAAAUCCAUCGCGCCGAAUGCGAACAUUUCCGGCGCUGGCAGCCCAAGGACGCGGACGAGGAACUAGAGCAAGUGAAUCCGCUCUCCCUCAGGAUCCUGACAGCGGUGCGGGUCUUCCACCUGGCCAAGGAGCCGCGCCAUCUGGUGGACGCCAUGCAGGCGAAUGCGGAGCGCGGCUACCGCCAGGAGAUCAUCAAGGCGGCCCAGUGUUUCCGCAACUUUCCCACCACGGAUCGAAAUUUCAUGGAUCAGCUAUUCCGAAUCGUGGGUGUCCUUAACACGAACGCCUUUGAGGCACCUUGCCGUUCUGGCGGCCAUGAGGUCCUCCUUCGUGGACUCUUCCCGCUGACGGCGAUCAUGAAUCACGAGUGCACUCCCAAUGCCAGUCACUACUUCGAUAAUGGUACUCUGGCGGUGGUGCGGGCGGCACGGGACAUUCCCAAGGGUGGCGAGAUAACCACCACCUACACCAAGAUCCUUUGGGGCAACCUCACCAGGAACAUCUUUCUCAAGAUGACGAAACACUUUACCUGCGACUGUGUCCGGUGUAAUGAUAAUACAGAGAAUGGAACCUACUUGUCGGCGCUGUUCUGCCGGGAGCAGGGCUGCCGUGGCCUGGUGAUUCCCGUCCAGACCCGGACCCUGCAGCCGGACUGGAAGUGCAUCACCUGCAACAACGUCUUUCCGCACUCGAAGAUGGCCCGAUACCAGGACUUUGCCCUGAACACGAUCAACAACCGGAUCAAUACCAGCAGUGUCCGGGACAUGAUCCACUUCAUCAACGACCUGUGUCCGCGCUUCUGUCCCCCCUCGAACUAUGUCCUGAUCGAGGCCAAGCUGAAUGUCAUCUGGCGGAUGACGCGCUUCGAUCCGGAGCAGUACACGCCGGAGGAGGUGGCCCACAAGGAUCGCUACCGGGAGGACAUCCUGGCCAUUCUCCACAAACUCGGGGCUGGCGAGUGCACUCUCAAGAAACUCAUCACCGGGGAGAUCCAGUGACGAGCCUGUGCCCUCCACUUGUGAAUAAUAUAAAUAAAUACAAUUUUUUUUCAAUUUUUUUAUGUGAGUGAGUGAGUGUUGUCGUUUGAGUGAAAGUGAGUGUUCUUGUUAUUCUAUUUUUAAUUAAGGGAAUACCAAAAAUAAAUAUCUUAAUGUAUGUACCUAAAAAA
Drosophila bipectinata is the source of this 1648-nucleotide messenger RNA. RefSeq names its product SET and MYND domain containing, arthropod-specific, member 8 (gene SmydA-8). Gene Ontology annotation, molecular function: protein binding. The record is from RefSeq and is a predicted model, not a curated record. NCBI's taxonomy places the organism in Eukaryota, Metazoa, Arthropoda, Insecta, Diptera, Drosophilidae.